AUGCCCAAAGAACGGCCCUUGAAGCCUGUCAGCAGCAACCAAGAACCUCUGAGACGGGUUUUCAGUGUUGAUGAUGGCAUUCAGGAGAUAGAGGACGACAUACGCUACUUAGAGGGCUUACAAGAGGGUCUAAAAUUCGCAGCUGCUAAUCGAAAAACAUCUGGAAACGUUAAUACCCCGCCACCUAUCGCUACCAGGCCGAACUUAGUCAGUCAUAAGACUUCAGACCUCUCAAUAAUACAAGAUACGGAUCGCCUGGCAGGCGGCGAUGCCAGUACCGACGCCGCGCCAGGAGAUGAUGAAGAACGAGGCUCAGUUGCUUCCCGCGAGUCAUACACGCUUCGGGAGCGGCAGGAUGCUAUCAAUGAGACACACCCAUUUGGUAUUAGAAUCUGGAAACCUGCUUUGUAUAAAAAGCAUCGGUCGGUCCAGAGAGCUGCUGACGAAGACAUCCAUGAAACCAAAUACAAGCGGAUUUCUUGGAAAGUUCAUGUUGGAAAUAAUAUUUGGGCCGCAACAGUGGGAAUUUUUCUCCUGGCUUUCUUAAGCUCAUGCGGUCUUUUGGUCUGUUUGCUGGGGCUAUUUACGCAGCCCUCCGUUGAGUAUGCCUCUGUGUUGUUCAGGCUAGGUCAUUAUUUAUUUUGGCCGUUUGGAAAGGUUGUUUUGAUUAUCAGCGAUCAACAGUACCUUCACGAGGACCAGGAUGAAGGUAUCUCAGCGCAGCAGUUUUACAAUUGGGUCACAGGUCACCGCAACAGACUUUAUUUUCAUAAUUCGCAAGCAGGUUCCGGAAAUUACGGUUCUACAGGCAGCGAUAACAAUAACACUGAUAGACAUAGGCGUCUUUUUGGCAGAGGUGAGUGGUCAUUUGGACGGUUCUGGUUCUACUUAGUGUUUUAUGUCUUUGUUCAGCCAGUUUCGCUUUUGUUGGCUUUCUUGACAUGGCUCGGUGUGUUUACUAUUCCAAUGAGCAAUGUCUUAUGGAAUCUCAUGUACCACUGUCGCAGGCAUCCAUUGGCCUUGGAGUUCAAAACACUAAGACACAGCGUAAAUGGUAUCAAGGACAAAAACGUUUUACUCUGUACCUUCCGCUGCGCAGGAUCGCACUAUUAUAAAUACACGGUUGACGGAACUAACGUGAUUGUCAUGAACUUGGGUGCUAUUGUUGUCUUUACUAUCUUCCAGUUCUAUGUUCUACAGAACCACAUUUUCCCAAUGAAUGGGUCCCUCAUUUUUUGCUUGUGUCUGCUUUCCAUCAUUCCACUAGCAUUCUACAUUGGACAGGCAGUCGCCUCGAUCUCUGCUCAAACUUCAAUGGGCGUUGGAGCUGUUAUCAAUGCCUUUUUCUCAACAGUAGUUGAGGUCUUUCUUUACUGUGUGGCUUUGCAACAAGAAAAAGGCCUUCUGGUUGAAGGGUCUAUGAUCGGUUCUAUUUUGGGAGCUGUUCUCCUCCUGCCUGGUUUGAGUAUGUGUGGUGGUGCCAUCAAGAGAAAAACACAAAGAUAUAACCCAGCUAGCGCUGGCGUCUCGUCUGCAAUGUUGAUAUUUUCUAUGAUAGUCAUGUUUGUUCCAACCAUCAUUUUCCAAAUAUAUGGAGGGUAUCUAAUGGACUGUCCCCCCGAACACCAGGAGAAACCAUCAAGAUGUUACUUCCGCCAACCACCGCUGAAAUUCGAUGGGCUUUAUUCCCAUGUCAUCAAGCCCAUGUCAAUAUUUUGUGCGCUCAUUUUGUUUAUGGCAUACAUCAUAGGAUUGUGGUUCACGUUGCGCACUCAUGCCGCUGCUAUCUGGCAAGUGCCAGAGAAACAAUCACUAAAUGCUAGCAGCCAGUUAGGAUUCAUUCCUGAAGAAGAGGAAUCAGAAGGUGGCCACGAUGGUCCUAAUUGGUCACGUAAAAAGUCUACCUGCAUCCUACUUGGCGCCACUUUACUUUACGCGGUUAUAGCCGAGAUCUUAGUUGACUGUGUCGAUAACGUUUUGCAACAGUUUCCAUCCUUGGAUCCAAAAUUUUUGGGGCUCACUGUUUUUGCACUAGUGCCAAACUCCACAGAAUUUCUCAACGCUAUUUCUUUCGCCAUCCACGGCAAUGUUGCUCUCUCGAUGGAAAUUGGUACGGCCUACGCGCUACAAGUGUGUCUGUUACAGAUCCCGGCAUUGGUGGUUUUUUCAAUAAUAUACACCAUGAACUAUCCUAACGACAGUAUUGUGAUUAGAGAUCAGAUGUUUUCGCUUGUUUUUCCUCGUUGGGAUCUGCUGGCUUGUAUGGUGAGUGUGUUCCUUUUUACAUACCUCUACGCCGAAGGCAAGUCCAACUAUUUCAAGGGCUCGAUCUUGAUACUGCUGUACUGCGUCAUGACCUUAGGCUUCUACUUUCAAGGUGCAAUCGACAACAACAACUGGGACAACUGA
Lachancea thermotolerans CBS 6340 is the source of this 2409-nucleotide messenger RNA. RefSeq names its product calcium/hydrogen antiporter (gene VNX1). Gene Ontology annotation, biological process: calcium ion transmembrane transport; intracellular calcium ion homeostasis. Bases 1 to 2409 code for a protein of 802 amino acids. The record is from RefSeq and is a predicted model, not a curated record. Gene Ontology annotation, cellular component: membrane; endomembrane system. Lineage: Eukaryota; Fungi; Ascomycota; Saccharomycetes; Saccharomycetales; Saccharomycetaceae. The transcript has a single exon. Gene Ontology annotation, molecular function: calcium:proton antiporter activity.